Messenger RNA from Paramecium tetraurelia, 1485 nucleotides. RefSeq lists its product as uncharacterized. NCBI's taxonomy places the organism in Eukaryota, Ciliophora, Oligohymenophorea, Peniculida, Parameciidae. The transcript has a single exon. The record is from RefSeq and is a predicted model, not a curated record. Gene Ontology annotation, molecular function: protein binding.
AUGCAUUAACGGGAAAGAAGAAGAAUAUAUUCAUUAUAAAACAGAGAACCAAUAAAUCUACCAAAAUACCAUAUAGAUGUCUCAAUGGAUAACUUACAAAAGCGAAAGAUAUCAACUAAUGAGUUACCAUAAUUGAUAUAAAACAAAAUGCAAAUGAUAAAUUACACAAAUUCUAUGCAAUUGCAACUAAAAACAAAAUAUGAGCAAUUAUCAAUGAAGAUUUUGAAGGAACCCUACAAAGCGACCAAUAGCAAAUAAAGAAUUAUUCCCAAUCAUUUAAUGUUGCAAUAAAAAAUCCAAGAUAUCACAAUAUCAGAUAGCAUCAAAAAUAAAUAGUUGGACACUGAUAAAACAAUAAUCAAGGGAAUAGUUAUGCUUCCAGCUCAGAAUGAUCAAUAGUACACAAUUCCAGUAUCAAGGUAGGGCAGUCGAGUGGUGAAGUAUGAUCAUUAUGGACUGGUGUUUGGAGGACAUUCCCAUAGAGAAAAUAUUGAGAUUCAUGCCAUUUCAUUAUUGAAUGGGUAAUGGAAAAGGAAGCAGGAGUGUUAUUAUUCGUAGAUAGAAUAAUUGAAAUAAAAAUAGAUUGCAAAUCCUAAUUUGAGAUUAGGAUGUUAUUUUAGUUUAAACAUUGAUGAAAAUAAGACAAUAUAUGCUUUUGGAGGAGAGAAAAAUACAAAUAAUAGAAAAACUACAAAUGUAAUCACCAAAAUAUGUCUAGAAGGGGAUCGAUUAGAAUGGCAAUAAUUUCAAACUUCAAUUGGGUGUCGUAGAAAUCAUAGUGGAAUUUAUACGCACAAUCAUCUCCUUGUUGUAGGAGGUAUAGAUUGUAGUGAUUUUAUCACAAAAUAUUAUAAUGAUUUCUAAUUGAUCAAUUUGUCUAAAAUGCAAUCUAGUCAAUUUCACCCGAAGUUUUAUAAAAAGUAAGUUCUUUAAAACGAUCAUCCCUUUAAAUUGGGUAUAGCCUAUCAUAGUGCAACCUUAGUGGGUAAUCCCUUUUUGAGACUGAAUUAUGAUUUCUCUUAGAUAGCAAAAAAGGAGGAAUAGGUCGAUCAAUUAUUCACGAAAGAAGGCAUAUAUAUUUUUGGAGGUAAAGAUAGCGAAGACAAUCUAUAUAGCGAGUUAUAUUAGAUGGUUAUUGACACUUACCCAAUAGUUGUUUAGAUAGUGGAGACUCUGGGUUAGAAGCCUCCUAGUCGAAGAUCCCAUAGUAUGAAUUAUGACGAGAAGAUAAGUGCGUUGUUGUUAUUUGGUGGGACAAACGAGGUUCAAUGUUUUGGAGAUUUGCAUAUAUUGCUUCUCAAGAAUUACACUUGGUAGAAAGUGCAAUUGCAGGGGUAUUUGGAGUAUCCAUUCAGAUAUGAGCAUUGUAGUGUUUUUAACGAGGAUAAGUUGAUUGUUUUUGGAGGCUUAAACCAGGAUGGAUUUUUAAUGUAUAACCCAAUUACAAUCUAAGUUAAGUUUAAAAUAAUUCAAAAGCAUAACUGA